AUGCCUCCAUUGAAAGGAUUCACAGACAACCCCUUCCGGACCCAAGCAGACGUUACCGAAGCAGCCCUGGCACUCCUACGACCAUUAACGCCCUACUUCUCUCCCGACAAGGGUCGCAUUCGUCUCCCAAUCUCAACAGGCGUUCAUUUCGAUGAGACAGCCGCGCAAAUCGAAGGGUUCGUUCGGCCCCUAUGGGCUGUUGCAUCACUUCUGCAAUUAGAAUCCUCUAUUUCCCAGUAUGACCCGACCAAGUCUGCUCUCGCGGAGAGCAUCCGUGAAGUAACAGAGCCAUGGAUCUCGGGAUUAUGUGCGGCGACAGACCCCGAACAUCCAGAGUACUGGGGUGUUAUUGACGACAUGGAUCAGCGAAUGGUCGAAGCAGAGGUCGUCAGCUUUGCCCUUCUCGUUGCACCCGGGAAGUUAUUCCAAAGCCGCGACAGGAAGACGAGACAAAAUAUCACAACCUGGUUGAGGGGAAUGAAUGGGAAAAAGAUGCCACCGAAUAACUGGCGGUGGUUCCGUGUCUUUUCGAAUCUUGCACUGGUCAAAGUUUGUGGUAUUCCACUAAGCUAUGUUCAGGAUGAGAUGCAGGCGGAUCUUGCUGUGCUUGAUUCAUUUUACCUUGAAGAUGGCUGGUCUGGGGAUGGGCCGUGGCUUUCGACGGAGGAGGAAGUGAAGGAAUUGCUGGAUUUUGAACAGACUGGGCGUCGAGACGCGAUUGGCAAAGGUCGCCAGGUCGACUACUAUUCUGGCAGCUUUGCUAUUCAGUUCAGCCAGUUGUUAUUUGCCAGGUUUGCAGAAGACAUCGACCCGGAUAGGGUUGCGGGGUAUCGACAGCAAGCGCGCGAUUUUGGGGCUUCUUUUUGGCGAUACUUUGGAUCCGAUGGAGCUGUUAUACCUUUCGGAAGAUCUCUGACGUAUCGCUUUUCGUGCGGUGCUUUCUUCGCUGCUUUGGCAGUAAGUCAUAUACCAGAUAUGCCACAGCCUUUGUCCACGUCCGGACAGAUAAAGGGAUUCCUUCUUCGUCAUUUGCGGUGGUGGGCAAAUCAUUCUGCAGAUAUCUUCUACCGAGAUGGAACAUUAAGCAUCGGCUGGCUGUACCCGAACAUGUAUAUGAGCGAGGACUACAACUCUUCCCAGUCCCCAUAUUGGAGCCUGAAGACAUUAAUCGCAAUCGCCCUUUUCGAGAACAAUGAAUUCUGGACAGUCGAAGAAGAGCCAUAUCCAUCCCUCUUCAACCCACGACUCGUACCUGCUCCCAGACAAAUACUCAGCAACCACCCCUUUGGCAACCAUCAUUUCUGCCUAUCGCCAGCGCAAUUCGUAGCCUGGCCAAUGAAAGCGACCCAGGCAAAGUACUCGAAAUUUGAAUACUCUUCUACCUUCGCCUUCUCUGUCCCAACAGGACCUUUGAUACAACAAAUAGCGCCAGAUUGUACCCUUGCAUUGAGCAGAGAUGGGGCAGAGACAUGGGCUGUAAAAUGGAAAUGCUCCGAGCCUCAGUUUUCUCAGAUCCAAUUGCGGACCUCUGGCGGCCUUGUUUCGAUACCCGCCGUCUCAGUACGAUGGUAUCCCUGGGGAGAUCGUCAGGCGGAGGUGACAACCACGCUUAUCCCGCCAACUGAUCGCUGGCCAGACUGGCAUGUUCGAGUUCACCGUGUUCUCAUUUCUGAAUCAUUGCGGACUUUGCAUACUGUUGAAGGUGGUUUUGCUUCGCCCGGACGUCGAAAACAUAAUGGCUCAAAGCUGCCGGAUAAGAGCUCGAUAGACGAGAGCUCAAGUAUCGGCGACACAGAGGGGAUUAUUCAAUCCGAGACAUCGGUGUUGAUUCUAUCGUCUGCGGGUGCCACUGGGAUUUCAAGUGGGCUCAUCCACGGCUCUUCGUCGAAAGGUCCAUCUGCCCGAGCAGUGGCUUUGAAGCCCGAUGCGAAUACAAAUAUCGCACACCAGAGAACUCUUAUUCCGAUUUUAGAGCGGGAUGUCAUUCAAGGUCUUCAUACUGGAGAUGAGAUCAUCUUUGCGACCAGCAUAUUUGCGGUUUCAGCUUCGGCAAAUGGUAAUCGCCGGGUUGGGAGGACUCUUGCGGAAAGAUGGUCAGAUCAACCAGUCAUAUCAGCCAGGGGCGAGGUAUACUACGGGGAGUCUAUUCUUUUGUCAUAG
Penicillium argentinense is the source of this 2160-nucleotide messenger RNA. Its product is annotated as glycoside hydrolase family 154 protein. The transcript has 3 exons. The record is from RefSeq and is a predicted model, not a curated record. NCBI's taxonomy places the organism in Eukaryota, Fungi, Ascomycota, Eurotiomycetes, Eurotiales, Aspergillaceae. The coding region runs from base 1 to 2160 and encodes 719 amino acids.